This is a messenger RNA of Baudoinia panamericana UAMH 10762, 1173 nucleotides long. RefSeq lists its product as uncharacterized. NCBI's taxonomy places the organism in Eukaryota, Fungi, Ascomycota, Dothideomycetes, Mycosphaerellales, Teratosphaeriaceae. The record is from RefSeq and is a predicted model, not a curated record. The transcript is spliced from 2 exons. Bases 1 to 1173 code for a protein of 390 amino acids.
AUGAGAGGCUCAACAGUCUUCCAUAGUCUGAGGUCAUGGACGUCAAAGCUACAUCAACAGCUCCCGCUCAGUCCACGGGAGUCACAACGCUUACUCAACGCCUUAACGACAUCUUUCCGUGAGCAACUUGACCAUGUGCAUCCAACAGGCGCUGGAGGAGACCAGAGUCAGACGAAGACCGCCCAUGGUAACGGCAGUCACGCACCGACUACAGCCAGUUCUCGUGGUCUACAUUCGUCCGCAGCUUCAGCCGACAAGCAUCUGGCCUCCAUACUGACGAAUCCACUCCUGGCCAAAGGUGCGGCUACUGCUACGAGCGACACAGAUCGCGAACUGGCCAAGGCAAAAGCCGAGCUCGAGCGCCAUCCAGCCCAGGACCCGAUCGCGCUCCUCGAGGAACACCAUGAGCGUGGAGCUGCUAGUGUCGCUCUUGCUCGAUUGUGCCUCGCCCAUUUCGAAGCGUCAUUACGACCACUUGAGGUGACUUUGCAGAAGAAACGAGUUGCCGAGGUGCAGCCGGGAAAGCGCAUCCUCUGGUGGCUGUGGCGAAGCGAUUCGCAUCAAACGACAGCCUUCGUCGACGAUCUGACGUUCUAUGAGCCCCUUGUCAAGGCUGUGGUUCGUGAAGAUCUCGAGUCGUACUUGUGGGAAUGGCUCCGCAUUGAUAUGAAGCUGGCAGAGGCAGAAUGGGUCGACGGCCCACAGAACCGUAGUAAUGUUGCCAGUCAAAGCUUCCUUGCCCGAGAACGGCACGGUUUAAGAUGGAAGGGAAGGCUACUAAGGACCUUGGUACUUACCAAGCUUGUGCCUCCAUACGGCGAGACUCCCAGUCUUAACAACGCUCUGGACUGCUUCUUCCGCGGCAUGGAUUUGCAUGAUGGCGGGUGCCACAUACCUUUGCAACCAGCCGGUUCGCUCCUUGUUCGCGCGGUCUGUCCAGACCAGUAUGCAUACGAGCGUGUUGACGUCUCGCGAUAUGACCGCUUUCGAGCAACCGUCAACAGAUGGGCCUCCUCUAAUGGAGCGAAUCAAAUUCAAGGCUCCUCACGACGACGAGUUGCCGCAGGCUUCGAUCUCGCGCAGCUGGACCUACACCAUCCGGAAGCUCCAAGCCCGAAAUCUACGCUUUCAAUGUUCAGCCUUCUGCACCGUUACAACUACACUUAUUGGUGA